AUGGUCCAUAAAGCAGAAUUUCUUCCAUCAACUGGAAACUCUAUUUCUUCAGUAUUACAAGGUGGUUAUAACCAUCCAUUAUCCAGAGAAUGGCAACAAGAUAAACAGUUGACUAAAAAUAUGUUCAUCUUACCAUUAUUUAUCACUGAUUCACCGGAUGAAGAAACUGAAAUCCCAUCAUUACCAAAUAUUAAACGUUAUGGUAUUAACAAAUUAAUUCCAUAUGUUAAAACUUUGGUUGAUAAAGGAUUACGUGCAGUUAUAUUAUUUGGAGUUCCUUUAAAAGAAGGUGUUAAAGAUCAUUUAGGUACUGCAGCUGAUGAUCCAGAAGGUCCAGUUAUUCAAGCAAUUAUUAAAUUAAAAGAAAAUUUCCCAGAUUUAUUCAUCAUGUGUGAUGUUUGUCUUUGUGAAUAUACUGAUCAUGGACAUUGUGGGAUUUUAAAUCCUGAUGGAUCUUUGAAAAGAGAUGAAUCAGUUCAAAGAAUUGCUGCUGUUGCAGUUAAUUAUGCUAAAGCUGGUGCACAUUGUGUUGCUCCUUCAGAUAUGAUGGAUGGUAGAAUUAGAGAUAUUAAAAUGGGUUUAAUGAAUGUUGGAUUAGAAAAUAAAUGUUUAGUUAUGUCUUAUGCUGCUAAAUUUUCUGGUAAUUUAUAUGGUCCUUUCAGAGAUGCUGCUGGAAGUAAACCAAGUCAUGGUGAUAGAAAAGCUUAUCAAUUACCACCAGGUGGUGCUGGUUUGGCUCGUCGUGCUUUAUUAAGAGAUAUGGAAGAAGGUGCUGAUGCUGUUAUGAUUAAACCAAGUACUUUCUAUUUAGAUAUUAUUAGUGAUGCUGCUAAAUUAUGUCGUGAUUAUCCAAUUUGUGCUUAUCAUGUUAGUGGUGAAUAUGCUAUGUUACAUGCAGCUGCUGAAAAAGGUGUUGUUGAUUUGAAAAGUAUUGCAUUUGAAGCUCAUCAAGGUUUUUUGAGAGCUGGUGCUAGAUUGAUCAUUAGUUAUUUCACUCCUGAAUUCUUGGACUGGUUGCAAAUGUAA
Molecule: messenger RNA, 1026 nt
Organism: Candida tropicalis MYA-3404
Lineage: Eukaryota; Fungi; Ascomycota; Pichiomycetes; Serinales; Debaryomycetaceae
Gene: HEM2
Product: porphobilinogen synthase
Exons: 1
Coding region: 1-1026 (341 amino acids)
Biological process (GO): heme biosynthetic process
Cellular component (GO): cytosol
Molecular function (GO): porphobilinogen synthase activity; zinc ion binding
Source: RefSeq, a predicted model, not a curated record